Molecule: messenger RNA, 1864 nt
Organism: Sciurus carolinensis (gray squirrel)
Lineage: Eukaryota; Metazoa; Chordata; Mammalia; Rodentia; Sciuridae
Gene: Pgrmc1
Product: progesterone receptor membrane component 1
Exons: 3
Coding region: 94-681 (195 amino acids)
Cellular component (GO): membrane; endomembrane system
Source: RefSeq, a predicted model, not a curated record
GAACCAGGCGCGCCACUUGCUAGCCGAGAGGGAGGAGAAAGCAGUGAGUUCCGGAGCUGUGCCUAGCCCGGCCCAACCUUUGCUCCAGAGAUCAUGGCUGCCGAGGAUGUGGUGGCGACUGGCGCCGACCCGAGCGAGCUGGAGGGCGGCGGGCUGCUGCACGAGAUUUUCACGUCGCCACUCAACCUGCUGCUGCUCGGCCUCUGCAUCUUCCUGCUCUACAAGAUCGUGCGCGGGGACCAGCCGGGGGCCAGCAGCGAUAGCGACGACGAUGAGCCGCCCCCGCUGCCCCGCCUCAAGCGGCGCGACUUCACUCCUGCCGAGCUCCGGCGUUUCGAUGGGGUCCAGGACCCGCGCAUACUCAUGGCCAUCAAUGGCAAGGUGUUCGACGUGACCAAAGGCCGCAAGUUCUACGGGCCGGAGGGACCGUAUGGAGUAUUUGCCGGAAGAGACGCAUCCAGGGGCCUUGCCACAUUUUGCCUGGAUAAGGAAGCACUGAAGGAUGAGUAUGAUGACCUUUCUGACCUCACUCCUGCUCAGCAGGAGACCCUGAGUGACUGGGACUCUCAGUUCACUUUCAAGUAUCAUCACGUGGGGAAACUGCUGAAGGAGGGGGAGGAACCCACUGUGUACUCAGAUGAUGAAGAACCAAAAGAUGAGAGUGCUCGGAAAAAUGAUUAAAGCAUUCAGUGGAAGCAUAUCUAUUUUUGUAUUUUGCAGAAUCAUUUGUAACAUUCCAGUCUGUCUUUAAAGCAUAGUGAUUUCGAUAUCUAGAAAAGUUUUGAACUUGCUGUAAAUUUUUAAAUUAACAUCACUAGUGACACUGAUAAAAUUAACUUCUGUCUUAGAAUGCAUGAUGUGUUUAUGUGUCACAAAUGCAGAAAGUGAACCGCAGUGCUAUAAUGCAAAUGUUAAUACUGUUUUUCUUCUAUCUGUAGUUAGCAUAAGCUGAAUUUAGAUUUGGUUUUCCUGAGAGACAGGUAAGAUAUGGCUAUCUCCCCAAACAGGUAAAAAUGUUAAAUGUGCACCAAGAACAAAGGAUUAACUUUUAGUCAUGUUGUUCCCUUAAAGGCAACAAAUCCCUUUUACUCAAUUGACUUAACUGCAUGAUUUCUGUUUUAUCUACCUCUAAAGCAAAUCUGCAGUGUUCCAAAGGUUUUGCUAUUGAUUAAAGAGAGCCAUCCAGUAACAAAAUGAAAUCUCAACCCCCUAGGCUCAUUGGGGAAUAUUUACCAUGUUUCUGGACCGCUUUGUUGUCCUUGCCCUCACAGGAUACACAGACACCUUCACAAACACAGUAAUCUACAGUUAGGAUUAAAACAGGAUCUGAACAUUCAAAAUCAACUUUGGGAGAAAAAAUACAUGAAGAAGGUCAUAAAGCUGGCCUUUCGGUCCCCAUGUUCAUGACAGGGCAAUGGUCAUUUGUUUAUUUGAUAAAAUGUUCAAUGUGAGAGGGGCAUACAGAACAGGAGCAGGUGGGUGCUUUCCUUAGGGCCUUCAUCCAUAGUCCUGAAGAAUGAGGAAACCGUACAUGUCACUAACCAAGUGGUUUUUAAAGUAAAAUGUAUUCAUGAGGUAACAGUUAUCCUUCUGUUGUUACAAACCUAUAGCCACUGCAAAAGUAGUAGUCAAGUGUCUAGGUCUCAGAUAGUACUCUUUUGGUUAACACUAAACCUAGCUUAAGUAGACUCUACAGUUGUAAGAAUUUGUAAAAGUAUAUGAACAACUAGUGAGGUUUCAAACUCUUGUAAUUGUAGUUAAAUAGUCAUUGUAUUUUCUUGUGAGCUGUGUUUAAUGGUUUUACCUCAAAUCAGAAAACAAAAUGAAGUGCUUUGGUCAGUUAAUAAAAUGGUUUUACCCUGUA